Rhodotorula graminis WP1 is the source of this 672-nucleotide messenger RNA. RefSeq lists its product as uncharacterized. The record is from RefSeq and is a predicted model, not a curated record. Gene Ontology annotation, biological process: proteasome assembly. NCBI's taxonomy places the organism in Eukaryota, Fungi, Basidiomycota, Microbotryomycetes, Sporidiobolales, Sporidiobolaceae. The coding region runs from base 1 to 621 and encodes 206 amino acids. The transcript has 2 exons.
AUGAGCGCACUCGUAGACACGGCAAACCUCGACCUCGCAUCCACUCCGAACCAGCAACCGCCCCUCGACCCCUCCGCCUCGGCCCCUCCUCCUCGCGCGCAACCACCACCGCAGGCCAUCCCGACCGCUCAGCGAGCUCGCAAGGUCAACGGCAUCCACACCGACGUCGUCGUCCAGAUCUUCCAGGACCGCGUCCUCGUCAUCGUCACCCAGCUCGGCCGCAUCGGAGCCAUGAUCCAAGUCACGGCACCUCCCUCGGCCCUCACCGCCCUCCCACCUCCGCCGCCGCCCCCUCAAGCGUCCUCCUCGACCGCGCGCACCGUCCCUCGCCCGGCUCCUCACCCCUCGACCCUCCUCACCCCGCUCUUUGGCGCCGCCCCGUCCCCGCACAUCGCCUCGCUCCACGACCUGUACGCCCUUCACGUCGGCGCAGCCAUCUUUGCGCGCCUCGGGGCCGCGGGAGAGGGCGCACAGCGGCCCGUCGUGCUCGGGAUCGGGCUCAAGCGCGCGCAGCGGGACGGCGCAGCGCUCGGCGACGACGACGACGACGCAGGCGUGACUGAGGCCGAGAAGGAGACGUUCGAGCAGGUGCUCGACAUGGUCAUCGAGUGCCUCGGCUGAGCGGGCGAGGGAGCGUGUGCAACGAGACGGCGCUGGUCGCCGCAUCCCUCG